CACAUCCGUUAUUUAAGUUCAAGCUCCCCCACUUCCUCAACCCUCUAUCCCAAACUCUCCAUUUCUUAUACCUUUUAAAUUGAGUUUUAUUUAGGGUUUGCAAUGAUUCCCAAAAGGGAGCAAGAACGAGAAGCAGAAGCACUGGAAGCAAAUGAUGAGAUUACAGAAAGUAAUGAUGAAAGAUUAGCUGAUGAUCAUGAAUAUGAUAAUUUGGGAGACUGGUUGAGUUUAAGCCUCAACUCCAACGAGCCAUCCGCGGCGGAAGUUGACGCCGAUUUUCCGUCACCAAAACCCUCAAAUAGCAACAAAGUUUUCUCAUGCAACUUCUGUCUGAGGAAGUUUUACAGCUCACAAGCCUUGGGAGGCCAUCAAAACGCACACAAGAGAGAGAGGGGAGCUGCCAAAAGGUAUCACUCUCACAAAAUGAUGAUGUCAGCAAUGGGGUUUCCGUUCAGCCCUAUGGCUGCAGCAGCUAGGUCACUUGGCGUCCAGCCUCAUUCACUCGUGCAGAAACCUAGCAGCAGGUCUGAUGGGUCGUUAACGGUGGCGAGAUUUAGUGACGCCGCCGCAGGUUUUGGGAUGGCAUGGAUACCCUUCAUGCUUGAAGAAACCAUGGAUAAUAUUUGGCCCGGAAGUUUCCGGGUGGAUCAUCAAUUGCCACGACAAGAAUCAGAUGUACAUAAUAAGCAGCUGGACUUAAAUCUUCGGCUGUGAUUCUAAGCUUUCUUCCUAGUAUUUAUUGUAUUUCAAGCUAAAUUUGUCUAAAUAAUACAUGUUUUAGAGCAGAUAA
Malus domestica (apple) is the source of this 790-nucleotide messenger RNA. RefSeq names its product zinc finger protein 4-like. Lineage: Eukaryota; Viridiplantae; Streptophyta; Magnoliopsida; Rosales; Rosaceae. The record is from RefSeq and is a predicted model, not a curated record.